Aspergillus caelatus is the source of this 516-nucleotide messenger RNA. RefSeq names its product SelT/SelW/SelH family protein. The annotation marks the transcript as partial. The record is from RefSeq and is a predicted model, not a curated record. The transcript is spliced from 2 exons. NCBI's taxonomy places the organism in Eukaryota, Fungi, Ascomycota, Eurotiomycetes, Eurotiales, Aspergillaceae.
UUCGCCCAAGAGCUCCUUUCCACGUUCAGCACCGACCUAGGUGAGGUAGCGCUCAUCCCAGCUACGGGGGGAAUCUUCACAGUAACGAUAUAUCAUUCCUCGUCGGAGGAAGUGGAGACGCAAGAGACGAUCUUGUGGGAUCGGAAGACGAAUGGGGGGUUUCCUGAGGUGAAAGUGCUUAAGUCGUUGGUGCGGAAUGUGAUUGAUCCGUUGAGGGAUUUGGGGCAUACGGAUCGGGCGUUGAGAGCUGCUAGUGUGCCUGUGAAGGAGGGGGGUGUUGCUGGGGUGGGUUCGAACGAGGGACAGGGGAGUGAGAAGGUAGAUAAGGGUGAGAAGGAGUGUGAGGAUUGUCGGUGAUGGUGUUGAGUUGGUAGAUAUCGACUGAGUAGAUGGGAUUGCACGGUGUACACCAGAUUCCCAAGGAUAAAUAUGCCUGUAAUGUAUAGACAUGCGAAACUACUUGAGAUUGCCUUGUUAUAUAUACUGUCAUAGAGCGCGGUGUGUGAGACUAGGUGA